UUCAGCGAAAGCGGAUUACCAUGUCUGGACGCGGCAAGGGAGGAAAAGGCCUCGGAAAGGGAGGCGCUAAGCGUCACCGAAAAGUUCUUCGUGAUAACAUCCAGGGUAUUACCAAGCCAGCCAUCCGUCGUUUGGCUCGUCGUGGAGGUGUCAAGCGUAUUUCCGGUUUGAUCUACGAGGAAACCCGUGGUGUCCUCAAGGUCUUCCUGGAGAACGUCAUCCGUGACGCUGUCACUUAUACCGAACAUGCCAAAAGAAAGACCGUAACCGCUAUGGAUGUUGUCUAUGCCCUCAAAAGGCAAGGACGCACCCUCUACGGCUUUGGUGGUUGAACUGGACUGAUGAUCAAGGACUCACUGUCCGUAAAAAAACGGCCCUUUUCAGGGCCACCAAAUCUUACAAAAUCAGAAACAUUUUAUCGCAUCACAUUAUAUAGCUUGGACUGUUAAAGCAUUAUUUUAAUUUUUUUUAACACCAAUGAAAACAGGGUUUUGUAUAUGACAUUAUAUAAUAAUACCCCUUGUGUCAAAUGCCAGUCAUUUCAUUAAAGUUCACUCUAGGUCAGACCAGGAGCGAUUAAUUAGUUUCUUUGUUAUGCAUGCGUGCCGGAUUACUACAAUACCUUCAUUAAUUACAAAAUACCACUCUGCUCCAAUAUUUGAUUAUGUAUCGUCUUUUUUUCCUUUGUUCAUGAGUACAUCGGGUCUCAACAGUAAAUUCCCAUAAGACUCAAUGUAACAACAUCGGCUUAAGAGAUAUAUCGAGAACUUGUGUAAUUUAUACAAGAGGUAAAGGUGGCAGUAUAACAUUAGAUUAACGUAGUAAUGUGUCACGUCAAAUUUAAUGAACGUCGUGAAGUAUGCAUGAUGUAGCGUCAAAUUUAUAUACAAGUGAUUAUCAUGUAUGAAGUUGUUGAUAAAAUGGGCUAUACUUACGAAAUCGAGUUUCUGAAGGGAUUUUAAGAUACAGUCAGAUGAAUCGACGAAUUUAGAAUAGAAAAACUCAAUGCAAACGUUAUAGAUAUCGAUUCAUGUUUUUACCUCGUUAUGCGUUGGGAAACUGAAAAAACAAAGAAAUCCUCGUAAAACUUACUGACUAAAUUCAAGUUAUUUUUCUAGACAUAGUUGUCUGAAUAAAAAAUUGUCUUCGCACUCCUCAGAGUUCCGACAAUAAUAUGUAACUAUAAGUUCCGCUUGUUCGAGGUUUUGGGCAGCGAACGACACUGCAAACUGAACGACAAAGCAUUAGUAAUUAAAAAUAGCUAUUAAAUAUAAUUAUGGGGAUUUGUGAAUAAGGUGCUUGAGAAUACAUUAUUAUGGAUGUUGGACAUUUGUGUCUUUUUUUUUUAAAUUUAAGAUCGUAUAUGUGUCAUUAUUUUGUCUAAGCCAUCUUAAAAUGUUUGUUUUUUUCAGUUAGAUACUUGACCGUCCAUGGAAAUGCAUAGAGAGAUUAGUAAUUAUAAAGCGCAUGAGUUCAUAAGCGAAAUGCUCAUUAUGUGUGAUCUCAUAAAAUAAGGUGGCCCUGAAAAGGGCCGUUGUUUUUGACAAGAAGUUUCUUAUGCCUGGGCCUUUUCGGUCUUCUUGGGCAGAAGGACAGCCUGGAUGUUCGGCAAGACACCACCCUGAGCGAUGGUCACGCCAGACAGAA
Messenger RNA from Varroa destructor (honeybee mite), 1647 nucleotides. Its product is annotated as histone H4. NCBI's taxonomy places the organism in Eukaryota, Metazoa, Arthropoda, Arachnida, Mesostigmata, Varroidae. Gene Ontology annotation, molecular function: structural constituent of chromatin; protein heterodimerization activity; DNA binding. The record is from RefSeq and is a predicted model, not a curated record. Gene Ontology annotation, cellular component: nucleosome.